Molecule: messenger RNA, 2515 nt
Organism: Symsagittifera roscoffensis
Lineage: Eukaryota; Metazoa; Xenacoelomorpha; Acoela; Convolutidae
Exons: 2
Coding region: 305-2350 (681 amino acids)
Source: RefSeq, a predicted model, not a curated record
CAUACGAAAGUCUACAGCAAGUAAGAACAAGAAAUGAGAUGAUUUAUUUAUUUGUUAUAUUUGCAUGCUGAGUACUUUGUUACUAAAAACCAAAUAUAUCACAAAAACAAAUCUCACGAAAAAAUCAAACUUGAAUUGCAAAUUGAUUUCAGAACAUUUUCACUGGAAACCUAUUUCUUAAUAAUUUUAUGAGAGCGCAGCUGGAAAAAGUUUUAUUGCGAGAGAAACUAAACUAAUGAAGUGUUGAGAAGAAGGCAGCCAUCAUUACCUUAUUCUACUAAAGUGACAUCUUCACAGAUAUAUCAUGACAGAAGUGAGAAAGGCCGCUGACUAUUUCGUGCAUGGAAAAAAACUGUUUGUCGAUUUUGUGGAAAAAGAACAAGGUGUAUUUCCCACAAUGUUUCCGCGGGUUCCCUGUCAGCAAUACAUUGACAGAGCGCCAGAGCAAGGUUUUCCUGCAGCGGAAACUCAAAUUAAUGACAAAUUUCAGCAGGAUAACUAUGAGUCAGAGGUGAUGGUCUUUAGAGCUCUUGAACGACUGAAAGGUCAAAAUUUGUUAGUUUUACAUAGCGUAAAGUACACUCAUUUUCAAUACAGGAUGUGGGAAAUUGACCAUAACCCCAAGAAAUGCACCAUAUGUCAACGCACUCCCAAAUGCGACGAAGGUGAAAAUGAUUUCAUUGUAAUUGGACCUAACUACAUUGUGCUUAUUGAAGUCAAAAAUCCCAACGAAGAUCUGACAUAUCAGAAGGAGUUACUACACAAAGCAGAGGUUCAACUGAAAAAAUCAGUGUCAAUAAUUGAAGGCAUGCUAAGAAAAAGUGACGAUUCUUUGAUUUCGGAAAAUGUUUCUUUUCAUGUUCUUCGUUUUGUUGCAUUUCCUUGCUGCGAUUCUAGCACUCAUGAAAAGGGGGACAUUCCUAUUUUAUGCGCACCUGAAUUGGAAGACAUCGAAAAAUGGUGGGAGUCAAAUAUCAUAGAGCAAACAAAAAAAGCUGAAACAAACUACAAAGGCAACUUCAAUGAAGUGAAGCACGCGCUUCUGACUUUAUGGGCGACAGAGCAUACGAUCAUUAAAAAAUCGCGAAUGCAGAUCUCAAAAGUCAUUAAGGACACUGACGAAAAGCUUCGCGAAGGCCAUAUUACGUUUUUUAGAAAUUACGGCAGUAAUCCAAACAUUGAUAAAACAGCUGGAAUUGAAACCGCCGAAAUUAAUGGAAUCAAUAUUUUUAAAGUUCUUAAUAUUGAGUUCAUAACGAAAGCACAACGUGGCAUUUUUGAAUUAAAAGUUCCAAAACUCGUCAUAACAGGUUGCGUUGGAUCUGGCAAAAGUUUACUUCUGAUGGCUAGAUUAUUGCAUAGAAAACUAACGCAAGUAAAUUCAAAAAUGGCUCUUCUGGUUUUCAACCAAUUAAAAUUAGUCGAAUACGUGCAAAUCUUCAAGGACGCGAAGAUAGAAGUAACUGACGUAAGUGAAAUGGGUUUCAAUCCAGAAAAAUUGCAGACCAGCGUGGUCAUAAUUCACUGCAGCACUAUUGAAGGAGUUUCACAGAUUACUGAUCUGAUUAAGAAGUUACCUGAAGAUUUUAUUGUAUACAUUGAUGAUGCUCAUGCUUCAAGCACUAAUUUCUCAACUCUUAAUUGGGAGUCGUUAGCAGUUGACCUAAAUCAAAGUCAUUUGACCCGCGAAGGAGCUCCAAACUGGAACCUCGACAAUUUGGAGGUCGGAAAGUUGACAGAUAACUACCGUAGUACUCAUGAAAUAGUGUCUUAUCUCGAGGAGCUCUCAGUAUUUAUCAACAAUAAAGAUGAAACUCAAAAAAACUUGAUAAACUCCCCACUCGGACUCAUCCAUCAUCCUAGCAUUGGCCAUUUGAUUCACGGACCGCUGCUUUCAAUUGAUGUCUGGCGAAUCCAGGAUUCGAGAGAAAUUCCGCAACUACUGAAGUCUCUCGUCGGGAAGUUUUACGUAGUAACCUCACGUUUCGGCGAAGAAGGCGUUACAUGCAAAUGCAUUAUUCUAGCUCCACCAGGCGAUCCCGAUGGAAUCUUGAAGUCUUUCGGUAGAAAUGAGUUCAACAGUCAUUUUUGUGUUGUAGUCGAUCCUAACGAACAAAACAUUUACUCCACAGAGUUUGCAGCAUGUCUAAUACUUCUCCAAUUCUCCAACCUGAACACCAGAACUUUGAGGUUGCUGUUCAAUGUUCUCUCGAGGGCCAGAGUGUUUUGUCACAUCAAGAUUAUAGUAAAAGAAUUUGAAGGAAAUGAUAUUCAAAUUGACGAACUCAAAACACUCCUAAGCAUUUUUAAAGGUGCAAAAGUGAGCGAUCAAAAGUACAUCAAACAAUAACGGAUUUUCAGAUCAACUUUAUGUUGCUAACGUCAUCUCACUCAGAACUCGUGACUCUUUAAUUGUUCAGGAUGCUCACCCCAACCCUUUAAUUGUUAUCUACUUUCAGAUAACCCGCAAUAAAUGUAUUCAAUGAAAACAGUUAAAUUUAAUGACUUAUCUUGU